AUGCCACAGCAGAUCGAUCAAGGCCACAAGUCUCCUCGCGCCAUACCACAGCCAGGGCCACUUGCACGCAAGGCCCGGGCCACGUUGUACCACAAGUACGCUGGGCUGCAGACGCUGGCGCAGGUAUUGUCCACAGUGUCGUACGCGACUCCGUCCUCAUUCGUGUGCCCAUUCGCGUCGUCCCCGUCCUCGUCAUCUUCAUCGUCGGCGGUGGCAUCAUCAUCCACCUCGUCUUCAAAAUCAUACCCUUUGUUGACAAUCAACAGCCCUACCUCUCCUAAUUUCGGAAUAGAUCUUAGCCAGACAAACACCUUUGACUCAGGAUCAGGCUCCGGCUCAGGCUCAGGACCCAGUUCAAAUGCUCCAGCGUGUUCCACCUCUUCCACUCCUUCCUCCACUUCUUCACACACAAGUAGCAUCUGGGGCGUGUGUUCCCGCCAGCGCGCACUCGACACACAGCUCUGUGGACGCACGCUCUACACCGACGAGCCUGAGGAGACACUGACACCAAAGCAGCUCACCUUCCCUUCCAGUGUCGGUGGCGUAUCCUCCAAGGUUGUUUCCAUAGACCAGUGCCACAGCAAAAGAAGCAGCAGCAGUAACAGCAAAAGCCACAGCAAGAGCGCCAGACAGCCACGACUCAGCAAGCUCGAGUCACCACAUCUCGACAAAACCAAGUCAGGACGCGACGCAAGUCAAAAAGUUAGCGGUAACAGCAGCAGUUGCAACACACACAGCAGCAUCCGCCAGCGCGCGUCGCCGCGUACCAGCUUCCGCGCCUUUCCACGAGCUUUACACCUAGAUUCAGCUUCAGAUUUCGAAUUAGAUUCAUCCAGAGAUGGAGACAACAGCAGCAGCAACGGCAGCAACAAUGCACGGGUAUACUCCGCCGCAGACGAGGCGCUGGUUGGCAAACAUUCUUACGGUAGCGACUCCUUGCUACCGAAUUCCCCCAGCGACAGCGUCUGCGGCUUCGGCACCGGCUCUGUGUCUCAUCCAGACCAGACCGCCAAUACUGAAGGCGCAAACCAAACCUCUUCCCCAAGUAGGGCGAGUUCUAUCCACUCUCCGAGAAGGGAAUCGUCCAGCUCAACCGAAAAACAUGCUGCUGGAGUACCAUCAGCACAAGCACACCGUCAGCCGACAUCCGAGGCGAGUGGAUCUUGGCGGAGGUACGAGGAGAAGAGGGAUGAGCUUAUCAACCUCCUCGACGCGCAUCUCGCCGGAUACGAGAGCGUUCUCCCUCCGCAUGUCGUAUCCAACCCAGUGGAGACGCCGAAGCCUCUAAACGGCUUCGCGAUGCUGAAAGGGCGCAGCAUCGCAGUGCGCAAGGUGUGUGCUAUCGGGUCCGGCAAUGGGACGGCGCGUAUCGAGACCGUGCGUUCGGUCCCCCUCCCUACCUCUCCCUCUCCCCAGGCCAGGCAAACGAGCAGCGUUGGGACGGAGAGUCGGGGCGAAGUCGGCCUCAAAACCGACAGCAUAUGGGCGCUGAAGCGCUUCAAAACCCGCGAUGUGGCCUUCGCCGACGGCCUUCGCGCACGCUCGCAGCUAAAACGCGAGUGUGAAGUCUACAGGCGCAUCGCGGAAGCGCCGAGGGAGGGUAAAGUUGGGUUCGAGUUCAUAAUGAAUUUGGUCGCAACGCUGACCAUCCGCGGGGAGCACUGUCUCCUGUUGCCACUGAUGGCCACCGAUCUCGCGGAUGUGCUCGAUAGCAGACGCACGAUCGUGGCUCGUCGCGAUACACGCCGAAUUAUCGCGCAAAUUGCUACAGGGCUAGCCACCCUACACAGCAUUGGGGUCAUCCACAACGACCUCAAACCGGCCAACAUCCUCUUCACUCCCACCGGCACCAUCAAGCUCACCGACUUCGGGCUGAGCCAUUGCACGGCCACCAUGGCGCCGUUACACCGCGACACGGUGUACGCUUCGCGCGCAGUCGGGACGCGCGGGUACAUGGCGCCAGAAAAAGUGCGUACAAGGGGCUACAGUUACCCAGUAGAUUACUGGGCGCUGGGUUGCAUUUUCGCUGAGAUGGCCGGAGUCGAGGAUCGGACAUUGCGAAGUUUCGAGGAGUGUGGCGAUAUUCUGACGUGGGAGGAAGAUUACGGCGACGUCGAGGAGCGCAGGACUUUCUUCGAGGACCAAGAGCUCGACGAAGAUUCGCUCAGUCUCCUCCUGGAUCCCAACCCACAGACACGCUUCGGGUUUUGGGAACUCAUCUCCCACCCCUACUUUAAAAUCACUGAUGAUUUCUCCGAGUUCGACAAAAUUGCCGAAACGGAGCCAGAAAACUUCCUUAUCGUUGACUCGCCAAAUCCGGGCGACAAGUCAACACCAACACACCCAAUCGAGACAUCGGAUCCAACGAACGAUACCAUGUAUCGUUGGAUCAACCCAUACGGACCAUAUAUGUCACACUGUCGGACGGACUAA
This is a messenger RNA of Psilocybe cubensis, 2433 nucleotides long. RefSeq names its product putative serine/threonine-protein kinase. Gene Ontology annotation, biological process: peptidyl-serine phosphorylation; intracellular signal transduction. The record is from RefSeq and is a predicted model, not a curated record. The coding region runs from base 1 to 2433 and encodes 810 amino acids. Gene Ontology annotation, molecular function: ATP binding; protein serine/threonine kinase activity. NCBI's taxonomy places the organism in Eukaryota, Fungi, Basidiomycota, Agaricomycetes, Agaricales, Agrocybaceae. The transcript has 8 exons.